AUGACCAAAUUGGCUCACAAUUCUGCUGAGUCAGAAAAUAACACCCAAUGGCCUGAUCCUAAUGCUCGGCAACUUGACCAACACGAGAACAUUCACGUCAACCUUUCCGAUCCCCACGAAUCUCUCAAAAUGAGUCUCGUUAACCGCAAGAAUAACGUUCCCGACCUCCAGCGCAUGUACCAGGCAGCGUACGCGCAACAUACUCGUAUCUGGAAGAUUAAUCCUAGAGCCGCUGCCUCCCUCUACGGCAUGGGCCGCAAGGCCGCCGGUUACAAUACUUGGUUUAGCAGCAAUUAG
Molecule: messenger RNA, 297 nt
Organism: Parascedosporium putredinis
Lineage: Eukaryota; Fungi; Ascomycota; Sordariomycetes; Microascales; Microascaceae
Source: the annotation of a GenBank genome assembly